Messenger RNA from Cantharellus anzutake, 1900 nucleotides. RefSeq lists its product as uncharacterized. The record is from RefSeq and is a predicted model, not a curated record. Bases 260 to 1816 code for a protein of 518 amino acids. The transcript is spliced from 6 exons. NCBI's taxonomy places the organism in Eukaryota, Fungi, Basidiomycota, Agaricomycetes, Cantharellales, Hydnaceae.
CGGAACAACACACUUCUGCUGAAAGCCAACGUGCGCGGUGUUUAGGUCCGAGGGACCUCGUUGAUGGCUAUGGCGAGUAGCACACUGCGCGGCCAUAGCAAGCAACAGGCGCGAGAGUACAUCUUUAGAAAUGGCAUUUCUGCCCCAUGUCGAGGACGUGACCUGUACGCGUUGGAGAUGGAUGACCAAGUAUUUGACAUGUGGUACCUAGGCACCGUGCCUAUACGGCUAGUCAAUAUUGUUGGGCUACUGGUUGGACAUGAAUGCUGGGAUAACGAGCGAAAUUGGAAGACAACGUAUUUUAGUGAUCGAUGAUGGAACGCACGUUGUUGAAUGCAUUCAGACACUCGACAAACCGAAACAAGUAUCGCUACACAAGGGCAAACCCAAUUCAUCCAUUGCAGCGCCCUCAAAAGGCGACACCAAAAGCGAGCCAGCGAGUUCUACUGUUGUUUCCUUGAACCACCCUUCCCCGUUGCUACCCAUUGGCGCACUCGCCCGCGUCAUAGGCACUGUCAAGAUUUGGCACGAGGAACGUCAUAUCAACCUUCAGAAGAUCGAGCAUCUGAAGGACCUGAAUGAAGAGUAUAAACACUGGAAACUCGUAGAAAAAUGGCACCGAGAAAUUGCAACUGUUGGUGUGGAAUGCUUGCCACCCAUGCCUGUGACACCAAGUUGCGAGGGACGCAGGCGUCCUCAACCCAAUUGUACGAAUCUUGAGGGAGACGGUCUGGCGUCUUGUGCGUCAUCCGGUGGUGAUGACGUCUUUGCGCCCUCAGAUGAACUCCUUCACCCUUCACUCAUUCGUUCACGAGACCUCACCCUGAAGACUUUCGAGAUCUACCUUAUGUAUUUUAUGACCCACGACAAAUUCACAACACCAUCAAAUGCCGAGGACCCUUUUACACCCCAAAACAAACGCAUAAAACCCCCAGACCCUAAUCGUACCCCUACUCAGUCCAAGUUAACCACUUCUCUUCCUGUCCUUGAACAGAAAGGUUUUACGAUUAAUUAUCUUCGCAACGCACCUGAUUUGAGGUAUCUGGCUCGCCGAGUUGUACUGGCGGAGACAAGAAGGAGAGAUAGGGAAAGCCGUAAACGCGAAAAAUUGCGCGAAACACAGUCGAUAGCACCAAACCCACCUCACGACCAGCAUUCUUCUCGCACCACAGCAUCUAAAUCACAAUCCUCCACGCCAUCCAAAUCUCUUUCCUCGGCUUCCCUUACUUCAAGGAUGAAGAAGCUGUUCGAGACGGCUAUCCGAAGUCUGUAUCAAGCAGGCGAAAUUAUCGUCCUUCCAAGAUCUGGCGUGCAGUCCACUUCGCCUAUCCCACAAUCACGACCUACAACGCUUGAUGCGGGUCUUCCUUAUCCUGCAUGUCUUGGUCUGUUCCGUGUGUGGGAUGACCUCGACCCAGAUCGCAGUAUGCGCGCCGACGACUCAUAUACCACUAUCAGAUCUACAAUUUCCAAAUCUAGCAAAACAUCCAAAGCUCGGAUAUCUGUACAUGACGAAUCUGUUGCCGUUAUUGACGAAGAUCCCCCUCCCAAUCAUACCGGUUUGGAUGAAUACCUUCCUGUGACGCCGGAACUCUUGGCUGAGCCGGUCCUCCAGGCUGUGAAGAAGACAGCCAUUCGCUCCCCUUCCAAUCCGGACAACGGCACCAGCGUUGACAGGAUUGCAAGUUUCCUCAAGAAAAAUGAAUUGUGGGCACGAGUUGGCGAAUGGACUGUACAGGAAACGCUGAAGCUACUGUCUACCAGGGAACAGGUUUGGGAGUAUGCGCAAGAGAGGUGGAAACCUAUGACAAACUAGCCUAUCUCAUUUCAUAAUCCAAGAUCUUGAGGCAUCCAGUUGCGACAUCAUGACUGUAUCAUUAUGUAACACAUUGCGAUCGGA